Penaeus indicus is the source of this 2416-nucleotide messenger RNA. Its product is annotated as cyclin-dependent kinase-like 1. NCBI's taxonomy places the organism in Eukaryota, Metazoa, Arthropoda, Malacostraca, Decapoda, Penaeidae. The record is from RefSeq and is a predicted model, not a curated record. Gene Ontology annotation, biological process: protein phosphorylation. Gene Ontology annotation, cellular component: nucleus. The coding region runs from base 193 to 1263 and encodes 356 amino acids. Gene Ontology annotation, molecular function: ATP binding; protein serine/threonine kinase activity. The transcript is spliced from 7 exons.
AAAAAAAAAAAAAGAAAAAAAAUCAAAACAAUAGGAACAAACAAACAAACAAAAAGUAUCACAAACAUAGUAAAAAGAAAAGAAAAAACAAACAAACAAGGAGAAAAUAAAAAUAAAAUAAAAAAAAGGAACCUAUUAACCAGGCUCGUGUCCCCUUUCCCUCGCAGGCGAUCCCGGGUGUCUUCGCGCCUGAUGGAGAAGUACGAGAAGCUGAGCAAGAUCGGAGAGGGCUCGUACGGCGUCGUCUACAAAUGCCGCAACCGAGAGACGGGGCAGCUGGUCGCCAUCAAGAAGUUCGUCGAGUCUGAGGACGACCCCCUCAUCAAGAAGAUCGCUCUCAGGGAGAUACGCAUGCUCAAGCAACUGAAGCAUCCCAACCUCAUCAAUCUCAUCGAGGUGUUCAGGAGGAAGAGGAAGCUCCACCUCGUCUUCGAAUUCUGCGACCACACCGUCCUCAACGAGCUGGAGAAACACCCCAAAGGGUGUCCCGAGCACAAGACGAAGCGCAUUAUCUACCAGCUGGUUCAAGCCGUCAAGUUCUGUCACGCCGCCUCCUGCAUCCACAGGGACGUCAAGCCAGAGAACAUCCUUCUGACCAAGGAAGAUGUCGUCAAACUGUGUGACUUCGGCUUCGCUAGAAUGCUCAGUCCGGGCGAGAACUACACCGACUACGUGGCGACUCGUUGGUACCGUGCCCCUGAACUCUUGGUUGGAGACACGCAGUACGGGCCGCCAGUGGACGUCUGGGCCAUAGGAUGCGUUAUGGCUGAGCUCGUGCGGGGGGAGGCGCUCUGGCCGGGGAAGUCGGAUGUCGAUCAGCUGUACCUCAUCAGGAAGACUCUAGGUGAUCUGCUCCCGCAACACAUGCAGAUUUUCCGGAACAAUGAGUUUUUCCGCGGCAUGAGUGUGCCCGAACCGGAUACCAGGGAAUCCAUCGAUGCCAAGAUGCCCCGAGACUACCCGCCGGAGGGACUCGACUUUAUAAAGAAAUGCAUCGACCGCGACCCAGCCAAGAGGUGGACGUGCGAACAGCUGUUGACCCACGACUAUUUCAAGGGUUAUUCCUUCAAGCUCCCGGACCACGAGUUGGAGGAGUUUGAGAGAAUUCGCAGGAACUCGAGUGUGUCGGGCUCCAUGCUGUUUCCGCAGCUGGCCGGCAGCACGCCCGCGGGCGGCGGCUCGCUGUCGACGGCGUCGUCGCCCGACAUGCGCCACCCGCACAACAGAGGCUCGCGAAACUUCGACCAUCUGCCCACCAUCUGACAAAAUGGCCUCGGGCUCUACCAGCCUCCAGCCCUGCCGCCCAACGUGGUGCCGACGCCCACGCCCCCACUGGACCCCAAGGCUCCGAACGGCGUGGGCGCGCGGGGGAUCCCGAGGGCCGCAGCCUUCAGCCCGCCCAUGACGCUGGGGGCGCGCCAGCCCCCGCCCGUGCUGGACACUGCAGACCUCUAUGCCAUACUGUACCGCAAAUACAAUUCAUCUUAGGUUUUGAGUGUGUUAAAUAAAAAUAUAUACAUAUCUAUACAUAACUUGACCAAAAGAACCUCUGAAGUAGCAGUAACCAAUCACACGUCUGACGAAGCGGCGGCGCCGCGCCUAGGGACUGGGGAGGCCUGCCUUGGCCCGGAGCGGCGCCCCGCAGCCCGGGAGAGCACGAGUGUCGAGGACUGAGCAACUGGAAGACCCGAGGACUGGCCUGACUCGCUGCCUAAUGUCGCUUGCAUUAGGGAACCUGUUUGAGUUGACGCCAACGCUUUCCUUUGGACUCUGUGGAGGUUCUUCGUUUUUAGCGUCCUUAUGAAAUAGAUUUGCCUGUUUAACUGCAGCGAUGUACCUUUAGGUAAUCACAAUUAGUUAGUGAUAAGGUGAGAUUUUAUUAGAUGUUUUAUUUGAAAAGGGGAGAGACAAAAAGGGAAAUGAUGUAAUUCAUGUACAUAAGAAAAUGACCGUCCAAGUCUGUGAUCUGAGAGCUCUACCGCUUCUCAUAGUCUAGGAAAUUGCCUGUAUUAACUUCUUCUUUUCUUUUCCUCCAGUGUGUCUGUAGAUAGACAUCAAAACAUGCCACAUAAACAUAUUUUCCCAACUUUUUUUCCUUCUUUCUUGUAUGUAUGAUAAUAGGUACAAAAUGUAAGAAAAUAAAGGUGAAUUUUCGAGGAAAAAUGAUAUAAGAAAAAAUCAUUUAGCGAUCUAAUCAUCGUGAAAUUUAUUAUUAUUAUCAUUAUUAUCAUUUUAAUUCCCUCUUUCUCCACGUGUCACUGCGGGUCAAAAUAGAAACUAGUUUAAGGGCCGAUGGAGGUAAUUUUGAAAAUCACCUUUAAACAACAAAAAUAACAAAGCAAACAAAAAGGCAACAGGUCUUUGAAACGACUCUAUGAAUCAAAUGAGGAAUCAAAUGCAUGUUCAAGGUUUUAUU